Molecule: messenger RNA, 1248 nt
Organism: Molossus molossus (Pallas's mastiff bat)
Lineage: Eukaryota; Metazoa; Chordata; Mammalia; Chiroptera; Molossidae
Gene: GOT1L1
Product: glutamic-oxaloacetic transaminase 1 like 1
Exons: 9
Coding region: 1-1248 (415 amino acids)
Biological process (GO): L-aspartate biosynthetic process
Cellular component (GO): cytosol
Molecular function (GO): L-aspartate:2-oxoglutarate transaminase activity; pyridoxal phosphate binding
Source: RefSeq, a predicted model, not a curated record
AUGUCCACCCUUUCCGUGUUCUCAGAUGUGACCUCAGCCCAGAAGCUGGAAGGCAGCUUGUUAAAGACCUACAAACAAGACAUUUACCCUAACAAGAUGUUCCUGGCCUAUAAAGUCUGCAUGACCAAUGAAGGACAACCCUGGGUUUCUUCCGUGGUGCACAAGAUCCGACAGCAGAUCGCACAGGAUCCCUCCCUGAACUACGAGUACUUGCCAGUGACGGGCAUGAAAUCAUUCAUCCAGGCCUCCCUGGAACUUCUCUUUGGAAAGCAUAGUCAAGUCAUCGUGGAGAACAGGGUAGGGGGUGUGCACACAGUUGGUGACAGUGGUGCCUUCCAACUUGGGGCUCAGUUCCUCAAAACCUGGUGUAUAGGUUCUCAAAUAGUUCACAUUAUUUCUUCUAAAAAAGAACAGCAUGGACUCGUCUUCCAGGACAAGGGCUUUAUAGUAUAUGAACACUCCUUCUGGGACUCUGAGCAGCUAUACAUGAACCCCAACAUACUCCUCGAUGUGGUGGAGCAGGCUCCACAUGGCUGUAUCUUUGUGAUUGGGAACAUUGGCAACUGCAAGUUGACACCAUCUCAGUGGACAGCGUUGAUGGCCACCAUGAAGAGAAAGCAGAUAUUCCCAUUUUUUGACAUUCCCUAUCAAGGUUUCUACACCGGUGACCUGGAAGAAGAUACUAGAUUCUUACAAUACUUCGUGUCUGAAGGCUUUGAGUUCUUCUGCAGCCAGUCUCUGUCCAAGAAUUUUGGCAUUUAUGAUGAAGGAGUGGGGAUCUUAGUGGUGGUGGCACUCAACAACAAGUUCCUGCUGUGUGUCCUCUCUCAGCUGAGGAACUUCGCUCUGGCUCUGUGGCUAAACCCUCCUAUAAUGGGUUCUCGCAUUAUCACCUCCAUCCUUUGUAACCCUUCUCUGCAGGAAGCAUGGAAGCAGAAUCUGAAAGCGGUUGUAGAGAGCACUAUGUUGAUCAAAGAAAAAGUUAAGGAGAAGCUCCGGCUCCUGGGAACCCCUGGCUGCUGGGAUCACAUCACUAACCAGAAUGGGACCCAUGGCUAUCUUGGCCUUGACUUCCAACAGGUGGAAUACCUGGUCAAGAAUAAACAUAUCUACAUUCCCAAAAAUGGUCGAAUUAACUUCACCUGUAUCAAUGCCUGCAACAUAGAUUACAUCACUGAGAGCAUCAACGAGGCUAUCCGCGUCACAAAGGACUCAGAAAAAUCUCUUGAGGAAGUAAAUGACUCCUAG